This is a messenger RNA of Drosophila navojoa, 1488 nucleotides long. Its product is annotated as damage-control phosphatase 1. Gene Ontology annotation, biological process: DNA damage response. Gene Ontology annotation, cellular component: nucleus. Lineage: Eukaryota; Metazoa; Arthropoda; Insecta; Diptera; Drosophilidae. The record is from RefSeq and is a predicted model, not a curated record. Gene Ontology annotation, molecular function: phosphatase activity.
GAGUAUAUGUAUUAUAUUGUCAGGUUUUCGGCCCCCAAAUUCAAGUAGAUUUCACGCAUCCUCAAAUGCACAACUAGUAGCAAAAUGACGCCAAGUUUUUCAUCAAGCAUGGGCGCGGAUUUGCUGGAUGUGACAACUCCGCGCCAUUCACUGCUAUCGGGUCGCUUCAAGCAGAGCUUCGCCUACAUCGCCCUGCAGACGCGAAUGCCGGGUAUCAUGUCGCAGAUCAUCAUGACGCUCUUGUCCAAUAAGGCGCGACUGCAGCAGAUCCAUGGCAGUGAGCUCGAUAAGGACUUUCAUAUUAUAAUUGAAUCGAUAGAGCGAUUGAAGAGGGAACUGCUGCGCGAUCGCAACUUUCAGCUGUUCCAUGGCAAUGAGCCGGACAAGGCCGAGUGGAAUGCAUUUAUCAGCGAGCUGCCACGGCCCAAGCGCUCGUUCUUUCGGGCGAGCUGGCUGCACUCCGAGUGCUAUCUGUACAGGCGCAUCAGUUCGUUCUUCGAGAAUAGCAAGUGCCUGAGGGACUUUGAUUACUUUCAGGACCUCAAGCAGGAGGAUCUCAUAGUCAGUAAUAAGGCGAUAAGCUGCCUCACCCUAGCCACACGCGGGCUAAUGAAGGACUUCAAGUCCUUCAGCCGCCUGAUGCGCAUCAACUUGUGGAGCAAUCACUUUGAGAUCCAGCUAUCUUCAUUCAUCUUCGAAUCGCCCAAAGAUCACAGCAACAUCGACGUCCUUGCCCAUGUGGCCGAUCUGGAUCGCCGGGUGCUGGUCGACGAGAGCCUGAUGGUCUGGAACUGCCUGCUGAAGGCCAAGGGCGAGAAGGAGGUCAUUGUCGACUACAUCUGCGACAACGGCGGAUUCGAGCUAUUCACGGACCUGCUGUUCAUCGAGUACUUGGUGGACCAGGAGCUGGCGACCAAGGUGCGGAUGCAUGUCAAGGCCAUACCCUGGUACAUAUCGGACGUGAUGAAGCACGACAUUGAGUGGACCAUCAAAUACUUGAAGGACAGCAAGGAGGAGCAUGUCUCCAUGCUGGGCAAGAAGCUGGAGUUCCUCAUGGAGAGCGAGCGCAUCGUCAUAGCGCCCAUUUCGCAUUUCUGGACGGGACCACAAUCCUAUUUCGUCAUGGUCGACUCGAAUGUCGAAUUGUACAGGAUGCUCUCGCAGGCCCAGCUGGCGAUCUUCAAGGGAGAUCUCAACUACCGCAAGCUGCUCGGCGACUACAUCUGGGACUCCACGGAGGAGUUCAUCACCUGCCUGCGCGGCUUCCGGCCGACCAAUAUGUGCGCCAUGCGCAAUGUCAAGUGCGAGGUGAUCUGCGGCCUGCCCGAGGGCACCGCCGAUCACUUGAUGAGGACCGAUCCCACCUGGAUGAUAUCUGGCUACUAUGGCGUUAUCCAGUACACGGAUAGCCUGAAGUGCAAGUGCGAGGUUCAGCAUUCUUUGUGCUCGCUGCACAGCAAGGCCAUAUGAUGUAAAGAUGCAUUGAGG